Messenger RNA from Cucurbitaria berberidis CBS 394.84, 419 nucleotides. RefSeq lists its product as uncharacterized. Bases 48 to 281 code for a protein of 77 amino acids. NCBI's taxonomy places the organism in Eukaryota, Fungi, Ascomycota, Dothideomycetes, Pleosporales, Cucurbitariaceae. The transcript has a single exon. The record is from RefSeq and is a predicted model, not a curated record.
GUGCGGCGCUGAGAAUAUAUCUCAUCAAAAUUACCGUUUUUCAUCAAAUGAUCGAGUUCAAUAAUACGGGCUUGUGGUUCAGCAUCGGUGGUUUAGUGGUAAAAUUAGCCGUUGCCACUCCUCGCAGAGCAACUUCGGCUAGCCCCGGGUUCGAUUCCCGGCCGAUGCAUUCGUUCUUUUUGCUUUUUUUGCGAUCUUUUUGUCGCGUGUUUUGGCCUUUUUUUGCUUUCCUUCGGCUGCAUAGUGAUAGAUGGUUGAUGCGUAGGACGGCUUCUUACUAGUCAGUUAAUAUGGAGUAAUGAAUGCGGCUGUGGUCGAUGCAACUCUUUUUCGCAUCUCGCCUUUACUUGUUGUCUCAACAUCCGAGGCGCAGCUGCACCGCCACGCCUGUGCCACGCGCCUGCCUCGCGAUUGUCCCG